Messenger RNA from Phyllostomus discolor (pale spear-nosed bat), 2028 nucleotides. RefSeq names its product enoyl-CoA delta isomerase 2 (gene ECI2). The record is from RefSeq and is a predicted model, not a curated record. Gene Ontology annotation, molecular function: fatty-acyl-CoA binding. Lineage: Eukaryota; Metazoa; Chordata; Mammalia; Chiroptera; Phyllostomidae. The transcript is spliced from 11 exons. The coding region runs from base 234 to 1313 and encodes 359 amino acids.
CGCCAACUCCCCCGGAAUCGUUAAGGCCACUUGGCAGUAACACCGGCUCGGCGCUGGUGUCCAGAAACAGGUGUUGCAAUCUUUUUACAAACUGAAGGCAAGAUCCUCCACCAGCAGAAAGAUUGCAACUUGCUCUGUUGCAAAAUUGCUAUGCUCCGAAACCAGCAUUAUCUCUUGGUCCUUUGCAGGUCAUUAAUUUCCCAUCACUUCAGUUGCACGUGAGUGCAGCAGCAAUGAGAUCCAGUCAGGAGGAGUUUGAAAAUGCAGUGAAUCGGGUAAAACUGUUGAAGAAGGAUCCAGGAAAUGAAGUGAAGCUAAAACUCUAUGCACUGUAUAAGCAGGCCACUGAGGGACCUUGUAAUAUGCCCAAACCAGGUGUGUUUGACUUUAUUAAUAAGGCUAAAUGGGAUGCAUGGAAUGCUCUUGGCAGUAUGCCCAAGGAAACUGCCAGGCAGAGCUAUGUGGAUUUGGUGUCCAGUUUGAGUUCUUCCUCUAUGUCCUCUAGCCAAGUGAAGCCUGGAGCAGACAGGAAACAGCAGGAAUAUGAAAACCUGGUGGUGACCUCUGAGGACGGCAUCACAAAGAUCAUGUUGAACCGGCCCACCAAAAAGAAUGCAAUCAACACUCAGAUGUAUCAAGAAAUCAUUCUUGCACUUAAAGCUGCAAGCAAGGACAACUCAGUCCUAACUGUUUUAACAGGAAAUGGUGACUAUUACUGUAGUGGGAAUGAUCUCACUGACUUCAGUGGUAUUACCGCUGGCGAAAUAGAGGAGAAAGUUAAAAAUAAUCUUGAUAUGCUGAGGGUUUUUGUAAACAGUUUUAUAGAUUUUCCUAAGCCACUGAUUGCAGUGGUAAACGGUCCAGCUGUGGGAAUCGCCGUCACCAUCCUUGGGCUAUGCGAUGCUGUGUAUGCCUCUGACAGGGCAACAUUUCAUACUCCUUUUAGUCACCUAGGCCUAAGUCCAGAAGGAUGCUCCUCUUAUACUUUUCCGAAGAUAAUGGGCCCAGCCAAGGCAAUAGAGAUGCUUGUUUUUGGAAAGAAGUUAACAGCAGAAGAAGCAUGUGCUCGAGGACUUGUUACUGAAGUUUUUCCUGAUAAUACUUUUCAGAAACAAGUUUGGGCCAGGCUGAAAGCAUAUUCAGAGUUUCCCGCAAAUUCCAUAAGAAUUUCAAAACAGGUCAUCAGAAAUAUGGAGAAAGAAAAGCUAUAUGCUGUUAAUGCUGAAGAAUGUAGUGUCCUCCAAGAAAGAUUGUUGUCCAACGAAUGCAUAAAUGCAGCCGUGAACUUCUUAUCCAGAAAAGCAAAACUGUGAUGACUACUAGAGGAAAGUUAAGUGUUUCAAAGGAAUGGAUGUGCUAUGAUUUCUGAUUUCUAAUAUUUGAACUAAAUGAACUUCACUGUGCCUUUUUCAGUGAUGAAUUAUGAUUUAUGAUGAUUAUAUUUUACCAGAGCCCUGAUGAAAAGUUAAAUAAGCUUUAAGAAUUUACAUACAUUUGCCCUGGCUGGAUACUCCUGUUAGAACAUCAUCCUGAUAUGCCAAGGUUACAGGUUCAAUCUCCAGUCAGGGCACAUACAGUCCAUAAAUGAGUCCAUAAAUAAGUGGAACAAAAUUAAUAUUUCUCUCCCCUUCCCAUUCCUUCUUUUCUCUCUAAAAAGCAAUAAAUUUUUUUAAAUUUAAAAAAUUAACUAAGUUUCAUGUUGAACUCCUGACGCCAGUAGAAGCAUGGGAGCUGUGUGGGGCUGCAGUCCUCUCCACCCCAGGUUGCCACCCCUGCCCUCUCCAUGUGCAGGGGCUCAGUGUCCCCAGCUGCUGCUCCCACCCUGCCCAGGAAUCAAUUGAUCAUAUAGUAUUUGAUGACACCUCACUAGUGGUUCUCUGCUGGGGUAGUAUUGUCACUUAAUGGUGUUUGGGAGGGCUGGGCCAUAUUUUUGGUUUUUCAUGGUGUAUUUAGUGCCCAGCGCCAAAUAUGGUAACAUCCUGCAUGCUAGGGACAAUCACACCAAAUAAAGAAUUCCAUCCAAAACAC